GCCGAUCUAGGAGCAGUGUUUCUCAGACGUCUACGGAGGCUCUAUGGUUCGGGGAGAGGCCAGAGCAGCUGCCGCCGCGGGGCAUUAUGGGGCGGGCAAUGGCGGCGCCCGGCGAGCGGAGGGUCAGGCCUUGAAGUGGCCGCGCCGUGGAGCACCAGGUGGAGGCUGACGCGAGCUGGGCCCUUUCUCCCUCGAAGGCGCAGCGCCCGGAAGCUCAGCGAGCCGGGGCCUCGUCCGGGGCGGCGCCUUCUGGAAGCCCCGCGAGCGGCUGGGCCUCCUGAGGAUGGAGGACACCCCCCAGGAGGCGUCGCUGCACCGGCUGGCGGGCCUGGCGCCGGAGACGCAGGUGGGCGGCCUCGUGGUCAAGAAGAAGAAGAGCGCCGCCGAGGAGCAGCACGUCUUCAAGAUCCCGGCGCCGCGCACCUCCCUCCUGGGCCUCGAUCUCCUGGCCGCGCAGAAGCGCCGCGAGCGGGAGGAGAAGGACGGCGGGGGCGGCGCGGAGGAGAGGAAGCGGUCCCGCGUCUCCUCCUACAAGGACUGGGCGGAGGGCCGGGAUGAGGGCGCCGGCGGGGGCGACGAGGAGGAGGGCGACGCGGCCGGGCGCAGCAGCCGCAAAGACAGGCACUAUCGUUCGGCCCGGGUGGAGACGCCGUCGCACACCGGGGGAGUCAGCGAAGAGUUCUGGGAGCGCAGCCGGCAGCGGGAAAGAGAGCGCCGUGAGCACGGGGUCUACGCUUCCUCCAAGGAAGAGAAAGAGCGCAGGAGGGACCACGGUCGGGAGCGGGACCACGAUCGCAAACGGGACCGAGAUGAGCGGGACCGAAGUAAGCGCAGCAGCAGCCGGUCAGAGCGGGAGGUCUCCUCAGAGAGGAGCGGCAGCAGUCGGAGGAAUGAGCCGGAGAGUCCUCGCCACCGGCCCAAAGAUGCAGCUACACCUUCCCGCUCCAGCUGGGAGGAGGAAGAUAGCGGCUACAGCAGUUCACGUCGCUCCCAGUGGGAGUCUCCCUCCCCUACUCCCUCCUGCCGGGACUUGGAGAGGAGUAACCGGGGAUCUGCUUCCCGUGACAGCGAGAGGCAUGACCGAGAGCGGUAUGGAGGUGCAGUUUGCGUUGUGGGGUCUAUCAGGAGCAAAUACCCAGAGGACACCCCAUUGCCAACCCCUUCAUACAAAUACAAUGACUGGGCAGAUCAUCAAAGACACUCUGGUGCAACACCAUGGCUCUCCAGAGGCAGAGGGAGGCGUGAGGAUGGUGAGGAUGGCAUUGCUUUUGAAACGGAGGAGGAGCGGCAGCAAUGGGAAGAUGACCAGCGGCAAGCCGACAGGGACUGGUACAUGAUGGACGAGGGCUAUGAUGAGUUCCACAACCCCCUGGCCUCUUCAUCGGAGGAGUACGUGAGGAAGCGGGAGCAGCACCUGCAGAAGCAGAAGCAGAAGCGCAUUUCAGCUCAGCGCAGGCAGAUUAACGAGGAUAAUGAGCGCUGGGAGACAAACCGCAUGCUGACGAGUGGCGUAGUGCACCGGCUGGAGGUGGACGAGGACUUUGAGGAGGAUAACGCUGCCAAGGUCCACCUGCUGGUUCACAACCUGGUGCCUCCCUUCCUGGAUGGGCGCAUUGUCUUCACUAAGCAGCCUGAGCCAGUGAUCCCUGUCAAGGAUGCCACUUCGGACCUGGCAAUUAUCGCCCGCAAGGGCAGCCAGCUGGUGCGUAAGCACCGCGAACAGAAAGAGCGCAGAAAGGCCCAGCACAAGCACUGGGAGUUGGCGGGCACCAAACUGGGGAACAUCAUGGGCAUCAAGAAGGAGGAGGAGGAGGAGGGGCCGAAGCUGAUCGUGGCAGAGGAUGGCACUGUGGAUUACAGGACAGAGCAGAAGUUUGCUGAUCACAUGAAGGAGAAGAGCGAAGCCAGCAGCGAGUUUGCCAAGAAGAAGUCGAUUGUGGAGCAGAGGCAGUAUCUGCCCAUCUUUGCUGUGCAGCAAGAACUGUUGACGGUGAUUAGAGACAACAGCAUUGUGAUUGUGGUUGGGGAGACGGGCAGUGGCAAAACCACGCAGUUGACGCAAUACCUGCAUGAGGACAGCUAUACGGACUACGGCAUGAUUGGCUGCACGCAGCCCCGCCGGGUGGCAGCCAUGUCUGUGGCCAAGCGUGUCAGUGAGGAGAUGAGUGUGAGCCUCGGUGAGGAGGUGGGCUAUGCCAUCCGCUUUGAGGAUUGCACUUCAGAGAAUACUGUGAUCAAGUACAUGACUGAUGGGAUCUUGCUGCGCGAGUCUUUGCGUGAAGCCGACCUUGACCAUUAUAGCGCUAUCAUCAUGGAUGAAGCACACGAACGCUCUCUCAACACAGAUGUGCUCUUUGGCCUUCUGCGUGAGGUGGUGGCCCGACGCUCGGAUCUGAAGCUGAUUGUUACCUCAGCCACCAUGGAUGCAGAGAAGUUUGCUGCUUUCUUUGGGAAUGUGCCUAUUUUCCACAUCCCGGGCCGCACCUUCCCUGUAGACAUCCUCUUUAGUAAGACCCCCCAAGAGGACUACGUGGAAGCAGCAGUGAAGCAAGCCCUGCAGGUGCAUCUCUCAAGCGCCCCAGGAGACAUUCUGAUCUUCAUGCCAGGCCAGGAGGACAUUGAGGUCACCUCGGAGCAGAUUGUGGAGCACUUGGAGGAGCUGGAGAACGCACCUGCGCUGGCUGUCCUGCCCAUCUACUCCCAGCUGCCCUCUGACCUGCAAGCCAAGAUUUUCCAGAAGGCACCGGAUGGCGUCCGGAAGUGCAUUGUGGCCACCAACAUUGCAGAGACCUCACUGACGGUGGAUGGGAUCAUGUUUGUGAUCGACUCUGGCUACUGCAAGCUGAAGGUUUUCAACCCACGGAUUGGCAUGGAUGCCUUGCAGAUCUUCCCUAUCAGCCAGGCCAAUGCAAAUCAGCGCUCGGGGCGAGCUGGACGGACGGGCCCAGGUCAGUGUUUCAGGCUGUACACCCAGAGCGCAUACAAGAAUGAAUUGCUGACAACCACUGUCCCAGAGAUCCAGCGCACCAACCUGGCCAACGUUGUGCUUCUGCUCAAGUCUUUGGGGGUGCAGGACCUGCUGCAAUUCCACUUCAUGGAUCCCCCUCCGGAAGACAACAUGCUAAACUCUAUGUACCAGUUGUGGAUCCUCGGGGCGCUAGAUAACACGGGUGGGCUGACAUCAACGGGGCGCCUGAUGGUAGAGUUUCCCCUCGAUCCAGCCCUCUCAAAGAUGCUGAUCGUGUCCUGUGACAUGGGCUGCAGCUCAGAAAUCCUGUUGAUUGUCUCCAUGCUCUCUGUUCCAGCCAUUUUCUACCGGCCCAAGGGCCGGGAGGAAGAGAGCGACCAGGUCCGGGAGAAGUUUGCUGUCCCUGAGAGUGAUCACUUGACUUACCUGAAUGUUUACCUGCAGUGGAAGAACAACAGCUACUCCACACUCUGGUGCAACGAGCACUUCAUCCAUGCCAAGGCUAUGCGCAAGGUACGGGAGGUGCGAGCACAGCUGAAGGAUAUCAUGGUGCAGCAGCGGAUGAGCUUGGCAUCCUGUGGCACUGACUGGGAUGUGGUUCGUAAGUGCAUCUGCGCUGCCUACUUUCACCAGGCUGCCAAGCUGAAGGGUAUUGGCGAGUACGUCAAUGUCCGUACAGGGAUGCCCUGCCACUUGCACCCCACCAGUUCACUCUUUGGCAUGGGCUACACGCCUGAUUACAUCGUCUACCAUGAGCUUGUGAUGACCACCAAGGAGUACAUGCAGUGUGUCACAGCAGUGGAUGGUGAAUGGCUGGCUGAAUUGGGACCCAUGUUCUACAGCAUCAAGCAUGCUGGCAAGUCUCGCCAGCUAAAGUCAUUCUGUGUAUCGGAGGGGCAGAAGCCCUGAAAGCCUGGAUUGGGUCAGCCCAAGCACGAGUGAUAGCAGAGCUGCAGUCGGAAUGGACAGCUGGUUUCUGAUGGGAUUCCUGCAAAGGAACACGGACCUCAAAUCUAAUUCGGGGAAGCGCCGCUAAAAGAAAGGUGGCCAGACUUGGGGUCACGUAGCACAGGCUCACUUGGCUGAUCCUUUAACAUUUGGGGUUCAAAACGUAUUGCAGUAAAAAAAGAGGAGUCAUACGUCGGAAGGGUCAGGUCAGCUCCCGCCUCCUUCAGUUGCACUCAGUCUGCUUGCUCU
Molecule: messenger RNA, 4165 nt
Organism: Rhineura floridana
Lineage: Eukaryota; Metazoa; Chordata; Lepidosauria; Squamata; Rhineuridae
Gene: DHX38
Product: DEAH-box helicase 38
Exons: 25
Coding region: 284-3877 (1197 amino acids)
Biological process (GO): mRNA splicing, via spliceosome
Cellular component (GO): spliceosomal complex; intracellular anatomical structure
Molecular function (GO): ATP binding; RNA binding
Source: RefSeq, a predicted model, not a curated record